AUUAUCAUUAAGAAUUGAGCCAGGUAACAGCUCUCCUCGACUGGUUUCCUCCAAAGAAGAUCUUGCAGGUCCAUCUGACAUGUCAGCAAUUAUGAAAUUCAGCAAACCCACGUGUCCUGAUGCCUCAGUAGCAGCAAGUCUACCUACACCUCCUGUACCAAGACACAGGAAGAGUCACAGCCUGGGAAACAACAUGAUGUGUCAGCUCAGUGUGGUGGAGAGCAAAAGCGCCACCUUCCCGACGGAGAAGCCGCGCCACCUCCUGGAUGACAGCGUCCUGGAGUCGCACAGCCCUGCCCGCAGCCACGCCCGGAACUCGCUUCUCGCCAAUGGCCUUUCCAUAGAUAGCAGUGAAAGCUCAGAAUUUAGUGAGGAGCUGCCGUCAGGGCUUGAAAGGGGUCGUUUAUAUGCCACGCUGGGGCCUAACUGGAGGGUACCAAUCCGGAAUUCUCCUAGGAGUCGAAGCUGUGUCUACAGCCCAACAGGGUCCUGCAGCUGCACCUUAGGUAGUUCCACAGGAGUCGUUACCAUGGAAGGGCCAUUAAGGAGAAAAACAUUGCUCAAAGAAGGCAAGAAACCUACUCUCUCCUCAUGGACUAGAUACUGGGUUAUGCUUUCAGGAUCAACUCUUCUGUACUUUGGAGCAAAAUCUUUAAGAGGCACUGAAAGAAAACAUUAUAAAUCUACACCUGGUAAAAAAGUCUCCAUUGUGGGCUGGAUGGUGGCACUGCCUGAUGACCCUGAACAUCCUGAUAUUUUCCAGCUAAAUAACCCUGACAAAGGCAAUGUUUACAAGUUCCAGACUGGUUCAAGGUUUCAUGCAAUAUUAUGGCAUAAGCAUUUGGAUGAUGCAUGCAAGAGCAACAAGCCUCAGGUACCUGCUAAUCUAAUGUCAUUCGAAUAA
Cariama cristata (Red-legged seriema) is the source of this 904-nucleotide messenger RNA. Its product is annotated as ras-specific guanine nucleotide-releasing factor RalGPS1-like. The transcript has 10 exons. NCBI's taxonomy places the organism in Eukaryota, Metazoa, Chordata, Aves, Cariamiformes, Cariamidae. The annotation marks the transcript as partial. The record is from RefSeq and is a predicted model, not a curated record.